Betta splendens (Siamese fighting fish) is the source of this 3553-nucleotide messenger RNA. It is a transcript of the gene nog3, whose product is annotated as noggin 3. The coding region runs from base 2269 to 2967 and encodes 232 amino acids. NCBI's taxonomy places the organism in Eukaryota, Metazoa, Chordata, Actinopteri, Anabantiformes, Osphronemidae. The record is from RefSeq and is a predicted model, not a curated record. The transcript has a single exon. Gene Ontology annotation, biological process: negative regulation of cell differentiation; negative regulation of BMP signaling pathway; osteoblast differentiation.
GGUUGGAGCAUUACCUGAGAAGAAGACAGGAGCAAACACUGGACGCCUCAAUGUGUUUAUACGCUGAAGAGAUGAGCUUGGAGUCAUACUCUGAAUCCAGCUGCUCAGGCCUCAAAGAGUUGCUGAGAGAAGUGGGGCAGCUGUUCUGGAUGCAGGACAUUAAAUGUGACUGAUGAGAACGGGUCAGCAGUGUCAGCUGACAUAACGAAAUCAGGUUAAGCACAGACUUGAUUACGGCCGUCCUCUGUGCGAAUCCGUUGUUUCUCGGCUUCUUCGUGGUCCUGUGGUCCGGUCCGGUCCGGUCUCUGAAGCGUCUCUAGAGCUGCUGGAGGGCCAGGCUCCUGACUGACAGACCGAGCCGUGUGGGAGGGUGUGAACCAAGUGGAAUCUCACACCACCACUAGCAGCCAGUUUUCCCCAGCAUCGGUCCAAACCACAGGAUCGCUGCUCCUGGACUUGGCUCGGCUCACAACGAACACGGCUCUGGAAACACAGGUCCAUUUAUUUAGUUCACUCUGUCACUCAGCUUUCCUUAGGAGGCUUGAGAUCCAGUGUGGAGAAAGUGAAAGCACCAAAAUGACACAAGAGCCCGUUUUUAUUUCAUGUACUGUCCUGCACCAACAGGAACCAGCACCAAAGCUGCUCUUUGUCAGGUCCAUUCGUUGAUUCCACAUUAGUCCCAUCGUGUUGGGAGUCAGUGGCUGCAGCCAAACUUCACUGUGACUCAGAACCAAGCACGGUCCUGUGAGCUGGGCUCAUCAGGCUGAAGAAAGACUUGGCACUGAUUAUUUAGUUUAUCGCUGUAAACAUCUGCAUCAGACCGUGAGGCUGAGACGUUGCGAGCCUUUCACCCAAAUGGACCCACUGCAGCUUGUGUCUGUCUGAUCCGGAACCAGGCAGACGUCCGAGUCCGUCGUCCUGGGAGGCCUGUGAUUCCCUGCUCAGAUUAGGCUGACGUUUGGUCAGCACAGGGACAUUAACACACAGCUAGCCGCGGCGCUGACCCGUAUCGCUGCCAUGUAAUGCGAUUCAGAGCAGAAACCGCACCAUGAGGCUUUGAUGAUAAGUGAAUCUACUUUAGAUAAUGAACCAAAAUAGGCUGUUAAUAAGAAGCAGUGCAGUGGAUCCUGGGUUCAGCUGUUUCCACCGUCUGCUGCGGAGUUCUGGAACUGAAACAGGAGCUUGUACUGAGCUGUUGGCAAUAGGCGGUGCCACCAUGUUCGGGUGUGAGGCCCGAGUCUCACGGUUCUGGAGGGGAGCUGAGUUUGAAGUGAGGCUAGAACAGCUGGGGGUGAAGUGUGGUCCCUGGUGGCUCUGUGGCACGAAGCGAAGAUCUACAGAGACCGGGUCUUAUCUGAGCAUCACCUGUGUCACCGUUUAGGGGCGCCUUCACAGACGUCCCAGCAGCCGGUCCCAGCAGCCGGUCCCAGCAGCCGGUCCCAGCAGCCGGCCAGAAAAUGACGACAGGACGCGGUUCCCUGUCUGUGAGCGCGGCCACACCAGCACAGUCGGCCCUUUAUCUCCGCAUUUUAUCAGCCUCAUAAUUCAGCCUUUACAACAUAAGCAAACAUUCCACCGGGUUCUGGCGUCGUCUGGUCCGAGUUUCACUGCUUCCAGCUCAUUUGCUGGCAGCUGAACUCAGAGGUGAAAUCCUUAAACUUCUGCUUCACUCUCAAAUGAUUUCUAACUUUAUUUCACCUGACUGAGGCUCAAAGCCUCUGUCUGUGGGUCCAGAGCCAUCGGUUCUGUUGCCACUGGGUCAAGCGAGAGAAAGCUGGUCAGCACUAAGAGGUACUUCACUCUACUGCCUUGACUGCAUCCAGCACCAGCCUCUGACCCAGUAGAACCAGCUCCAGCCUCUGACCCGGAGGAACCGGCGCCACAGUCUUCCACUUUUUGUACUACUGAUCAUAUCGCGCUCAUCUUAUCUCAGUAGUCCAAGUGAAAAGCUGCUGUGACAGCUCUCUGGGUGGAGAAGGGGGGCGGGGGUUCGGCCCAGUGACGAGGCCUGGCCCACAUCCCGUCCUGCUGGAUGUGUGGCUACAGGGAGGCGUCCUCAGUGGCUGCAGCAGGAGCAGAGGCAGCAACAUGAGUGGGCGCAGCGACGCACGGGCCGCUGAGCUGUUCACUGAGAAGCCCACGGCUGAGCAGGACCUCCGGUUGGACCGGGCAGCUGCUGCUGCCCUCACCUGUCUGAAAGCUUGCUGAGAAGUUGCUGCGCACGCGCUCCCUGCACCUGCUCGGAGGAAAAGUUCUGCUUCUGGGCGGAUGAACUGUGUUCUGAGUGCGUUGGACCCGGACGACAUGGAUACGUGUUUCUUGCCCGUGUUUGUGCUCAUGUUCUCUCUGGGCUUCAGGAUACAGGAGGGCACGUGCCACUUUGUCCUCCGGCCCGUUCCCAGUGACACUCUGCCCGUAACUAUCUUUAGGGAGGUACCGGAUCCCAUGUUGGACCCAAAGGAAAGGGACCUGAAUGAGACGGAGCUCCGGGCCGCGCUCGGCAGCCACUUCAACGCGUCCUUCAUGUCUGUGUCCCCGCCGGAGGACAGGAACGCGGGGGGCGAGGACGCGAGCGACUCGGAGAUGCGGCAGAAGCUGAAGGAAAUCCGGGCCAUUGACCUCGAGGUCCAGUCAGGCAAGAAGCAGAAGUCGAGCCGACGCCUCCGCAGACGGCUGCAGCAGUGGUUGUGGUCCUACGCAUUCUGCCCGGUACUUUACGCGUGGAACGACCUGGGCGGCAGGUUCUGGCCGCGCUACCUGAAGGUGGGGAGCUGCUACAAUAAGCGGUCCUGUUCGGUUCCGGAGGGGAUGCAAUGUACUCCCGCCAAGUCCAUUCAUUAUACCGUCCUACGGUGGCACUGCCCGCAGAGGAAGGGGCCUCCCAAGUGCGUCUGGAUACCGAUCCAGUACCCUGUGAUAACAGAGUGUAAAUGCUCCUGUCACGGAACCGAACAAGACUCCGUUUGAAAUCAGUACACGCAAAUGUGGGACGUUACUGGACCCGAGGACGUAUGAGGGGCUUUAAUGUCUGAUGACAGGACUCGGUUCGGUUCACGUAAUCACCGACUGUGUUAAGUGGACUCGGUCUGUUUAUAUUUAUUAUAGUCAUAUUGUGGUUAUGCUCAGACAAACGGCUCCGUCACAUCCAACUUGUGUGAUCAUGUGUCAAAUAAACGAGUACAGCGAUCAGUGAACAUCAGCUCAGACUCGUUUCUUCCCAUGUCUGUUCAGCUUCAUUCGCUGCCCUGAGGAACAGUCCAGGUACUUAGUAUAACUUGUUAGUGCCGCCUUUUCUUUAAAAACUGAACACGAAUAAAAGCGUUAAUGUAAAUUAAAUGUAUUAUCAUGUAGCUUCAGGCAUUGCUAAAUGUAAACAUACGUGUGCGUUGUGGCAGUAAGUUUUUCUUUAAUGGCUUUCUUGACAUUUUGGACAGGACUACACUUCCCAGCAUGCACUUCAGCUGAGAGGGAGGACUGGUAGGACUGAAGUUUGAGAGCAGGCUGCACAUUUUCAUUUCACUGUUUCAGGAGGAAAUAAAGCACGAGACAUUCA